AUGGCGACCUUCGCGUCGAGCCUGGAGGGCUGCGGCGUGACUGAGGACGACGAUCAGCACGUCGAGGAAGACUGCGAAGAGAAUGAAGAAGAUGAGAAGGAGGUGGGCGAGAUGAACUGCGAGGAUGACGAUGCCGCGCUCGACGACGGCGCCAACGGCGAUCCGAUGCGAGAGGCACGCGGAGCUCUCUUUCCGACUCUUGACGUCUCGCUGGACGGGAACGACAACUCCAGCGACGUCUCCUCCGUCAUCAGCGGCGUGUCGGGCUCAGGCCCGUCCCGGUCUCCUUCGACUGUGGGGUCGUCCGCGCCGGCCUCGCACCUGAGCAGCGCCCCUUCUUCACUUUUUUAUCUCCACAACGCCGCCGGCGCCAUGCCCGCAGACUCGCUGCAGGCGCGCCACCUGGAGGAACUCCUGCAGGACGGAAACUCCGCCAAGAGCGAAGAGACAGGAGGCGCGGGGGGACCCGCGGCGCAGGGCGCGAGCACCGGCGGGUUCGCAGUCCCCGAGCCCAUUCAGGCGCCGUCGCCUGCCCCGCGACCGCGCGGCAGAGGCAAACGCGCGAAUCGCGGCUUUCGCGGGCGAAUCCUCAUCCCAGCGCGCGCGCAGUGGGCUCGCAUGCGGGCGGAACGCGCGGCGGCAAUGGCUGCGGCGCGGGCGGCCUCUCAAGUCUCUGCGGACGGCUCCGCCCCGGUCGGGGACCACGCGCCCCCGGCCCCUGGGGCGCGCCUGGGCGCCCCAGGGGCCGGGGGCGCGCUCGGGGAUUCCGGCGGCGGCCGGGGGCCGUCUGGGGACUCGGGCCCCGGCCCGUUGGGCCACGCGCCCCAGGACGGAGAGAAGCGGACACUCGCAGGCGGCGAUCUGAAGAGAUUCGGCGGCCUCACGCUGAUUCCAGGAAGAACGCGGAAGUGGAGAAAGGUGAUGCGCCGCGUGGGCAAUGUGCGCGUGCCCGUCUGGGUGGAGACGCCAAACUCUGAAGAUCCGCUUCUCCUUGCAGUGCAGGCGAUGCUUCGUCACGGCGUGUCUGCGGCGAAUCGGCGAAAUGUGCGGCACACGCGCGUGGUGGCGUGCCACAUCAAAGAAACCACGCGACAGUAUUUGCAGCAGACGUCGUUGUCAGAGAGCGCGCAAAGCCGACUCAAGCCCGAGACGUCGCUCGCGACGUCUGCGCCGUCCUCCUCGCCGUCUGCGCCGCCCUCCUCGCCUUCUCCGCCUGCGAGCGUCGUCGAGAGGCCUCAAGCGCCAGACGCACACGGAGCAGGCCCCGCCCUGAGCAGUGUCAAAGCUGAAGAGCUCCCCACAGCGUCCGCCUGCCUCGCCCCCCCCGCUGGGGGGGGCGCCGCUGCAGUGGAGCAGGACUCAACCCUCGCCCAAGCGGGCCCUGCAGACGGCUCUCUCGGGCCGCAGACAUCGGGCGCUGGCCCCGGGCCCGUGGCUCCCGAGGAGUUGCAGAGCGUGCCGGCGAGCUUGUAG
Molecule: messenger RNA, 1473 nt
Organism: Besnoitia besnoiti
Lineage: Eukaryota; Apicomplexa; Conoidasida; Eucoccidiorida; Sarcocystidae
Exons: 3
Coding region: 1-1473 (490 amino acids)
Source: RefSeq, a predicted model, not a curated record